AUGACAAAAGGCGGCUCGACAUCCUUGCAAGAACUCUGCGCCAGAGUGCAAACCCUCUUACCAGAGAAAUUCAAGAAAGAGGCCUGGUAUCUGAUCGUUGCCUCGGUCCUAGUUGGCUGUGGUAAACCAUCCGAGCUUGGUCCUCUGUAUACAGAUCUUGUAGAAAAUGCCAAUGAUGCCGAGGAAAAACGCAUCAAAGACCGUCUGAGCGACGUGUUGAUGAAAGAAUGGACGCUUGUCGGCAUACCGCCUGUGAUUUAUGGCGUGACCGCGUUGGGCAAAGCAGAGACUGCUAGAAAUGAAAAGAGAGGAAUCACAAUCGAGCCGCCUUCAGAAGGAGGGCUACUGGAAUUCCCAGAGCAUAGAAAAAACAUCGACAUGAACGGUACUAUCCCCGAUAGAGGAACAAAAUUUCUCCAGCAGCUAUACCUGCAAAACCUCGCCCCCAUCUGCUCGUCAUGGGGCUCACUCGCCAGUGACUUUAUGUGGAUGGAGCGUGCGGUCAUCUACGGUCUCUUUCUCUCAGACCACCAAGUUUUGUCUGCCGUAGAAGCAGAACUGGUGAUUCUCGCAAGUAUCAUGACCCAGGGUCUGAGUACGCCUACAAUAUGGCAUCUAAGAGGAUUGAGAAGGCUGGGUGUUAGUGCACCGGAUACUGAGAGUGUGCAGCAGGCGAUCGAGGCUGUUGCAACGUGGUCAGGACGGUCGAUUGAGGGAUGGCCAAGGGUCACAGAUGUCCCAGAUCAGAUUGACGGCUGA
Messenger RNA from Talaromyces rugulosus, 759 nucleotides. RefSeq lists its product as uncharacterized. The transcript has 3 exons. The record is from RefSeq and is a predicted model, not a curated record. Lineage: Eukaryota; Fungi; Ascomycota; Eurotiomycetes; Eurotiales; Trichocomaceae. The coding region runs from base 1 to 759 and encodes 252 amino acids.